ACAGAGUACAGAAACCAUUGACCGAAACCUAAAGACCGAAAAAGAUGGGAUCUGGUUCAUCAUCCUACACGCCCAAGACGAUCCACCUGGAUAUGGAUGGAAAGGUGCAGAAAGUACUCUUCAGUCGCCACUGCAGUCCCUGUGACAUCAAGGAGUUGUUGUGCUCGUGUUCAAACAUCCCCAGAAACACAGCCAUCAUGCUUAUGAAUCAAGAUGGUGCUAUCAUCUCCAUUGACCCCACCAUGCCGACCAACACCCAGACUACUCCAUACAAGGUUGUGCCGGUUUCCACUGGACAGCUGGGAGAGAAAGAAGAGAUGUUCCAAAAUGUGUUAUCACAGGUGGCUGAGCAAUUUAGCAGGGCCUUCAGGAUCAAUGAGCUGAAGACAGAGGUGACAAACAGAUUGGCCAUGUUAGAAAAGAGAGUGGAGUUGGAGGGUCUCAAGGUGGUGGAGAUUGAGAAGUGCAAAAAUGACCUCAAGAAGCUGCGAGAUGAGAUGUCUUCUCGCAGCAGCCAGGUGGUCAAACUCUGUCCCUGUAAAUAUAAUUUCUCAGAUGAUAGCAAAAAGCUGACACCACGGAGAGAUGUCCUAAGCUAUCCCAAGUACACCUUGUCUCAGGAGACCAUCGAGGCCCUCAAGAAGCCAACCUUUGAAGUGGUGUGGCACUGGGAGCACAAUGAGAUGCUGAGCUGCUUGGAGUAUAUGUACCAUGAUCUUGGGCUGGUAAAGGAGUUCAACAUCAACCCCAUCACACUGAAGCGGUGGCUGGUAAGACAUCUAGAAAACUACCGCAGCAACCCCUUCCACAAUUUCCGUCACUGCUUCUGUGUAAGCCAGAUGAUGUAUGGUAUGAUCCACUUGUGCAACCUACAGGAGAAGCUUACCUUGACUGACAUGGGCAUCCUUAUGACAGCAGCAGUGUGCCAUGACCUUGAUCACCCAGGAUACAAUAACACGUACCAGAUCAAUGCCCGCACUGAGCUGGCAGUACGCUACAAUGACAUUUACACCCUGGAGAACCCACACUGUGCUGUGGCCUUCCAGAUCCUCUCGCAGCGAUGUAACAUCUUCGCUAAUGUUGAUCCUGAGGUCUUCAAGCAGAUUAGACAGGCCAUCAUCACGCUGAUCCUCGCCACAGACAUGGCCAGACAUGGGGAGAUUUUAGACUCUUUCAAGCAAAAAGUUGACAAUUUUGACUUCACCAAUGAGGAGCAUGUGACCUGUCUGAAGAUGGUCCUGAUUAAGUGCUGUGACAUCUCCAAUGAGGUGCGGCCCACAGAAGUAGCAGAGCCCUGGGUGGACUGUUUGCUGGAGGAAUAUUUCAUGCAGAGUGACAGGGAGAAAUCCGAAGGUCUCCCAGUUGCUCCGUUUAUGGACCGUGACAAAGUCACUAAGGCGACUGCCCAGAUUGGCUUCAUCAAGUUUGUCCUUAUCCCAAUGUUUGAGACAGUCAUGAAGCUGUUCCCCCAGAUAGAAGAGAUCAUGGUCCAGCCGCUUCGAGACUCCCGAGAUCAUUAUGAGGAGCUUAAGCAAAUAGAUGAUGCUAUGACCGAGGCACAGAAGAAAAAAACGGAAAAUAUGUCACUAGGAGGCAAGAAGAAGUAGGAAGGCCCACACCUGUGUGGGGAGACCGGGUCUCAUCUGCUUUUCUGGUUUGGAAUCCACCACCGGCCAUCAAACUGAGCUCAGUAGUGCACGCCCUGUGCCACUGAUGUUUUUUGCUAUCGGAG
Erpetoichthys calabaricus (reedfish) is the source of this 1732-nucleotide messenger RNA. Its product is annotated as high affinity cGMP-specific 3',5'-cyclic phosphodiesterase 9A-like. Gene Ontology annotation, molecular function: 3',5'-cyclic-GMP phosphodiesterase activity. The record is from RefSeq and is a predicted model, not a curated record. Lineage: Eukaryota; Metazoa; Chordata; Cladistia; Polypteriformes; Polypteridae. Gene Ontology annotation, biological process: cGMP catabolic process.